CCACAUCCUAUAAAAUGUCCUUUUCCAGCAGCUAGCAAAUGCCCGUGAAAAUAGCAAGUCCUAUAAAUACUAAAGCCUUAACUACAACGUUAACAGCAACAGCCAGCACAGCAACAACAACAACAAAAGAGCUGCCCUUGCCCUCAAAUAUAAAUGUGAAAACAACAUCACGUUCACCACCUCUAACGUUAAGUUCAAAAUCGCAAUCCGCCGAUAAUACACAGAGAGUUAAAGUGAAAUAUUUACAAACACACAAUGAAUAUCCCAUGUCUACCUUAAGUCCCAGACAAUUUACCCUAAAACGGCAAAAGCGUAUAGGAGAACAAAGACCGCUAACACGUAAGGCAACUCCUAGAGCCUCAUCUAUGCGUAAAUCACGUUCUCUAGAUGCUGAACACAGUUAUUCGUUAUCCAGCAUACAAGCGCCCUUAUGGGUAACACUCACCAAUGCCCGCACCAUAGAAGAACUAUCGAGAGAGCAAAUUUGAGAGAAAACUUGGAAAAUAGAAAAUAUUUAUUUGAUGAUUUUUUUAAAUAAAUGUGUAGUUUAGAUAAAGUAACACUUCCCCAAAAGAAACGCUUUUUUUGAACUCGAUUAUUAACCAUAGACCAAAUAAUGUUUUAUUUAAAUUAUAUAUCUAGUUAGUUUUCCGAUUCUAGAUGUCUUAAGAAAAGUGUUUGUGAACUCUCUUUACACUUUUCUUUCUUCAUCUAGAAUGUAGGAGUAAAAAUCUUUAGUUUUAAUUCAAAUUUAUAAAAUAAAUUUAAAAUGUAAUUGAUAAGCCCUACAAACAGAGUUUCAAACAAAUUUUAGUCUUAAGAUCCCAUUUCUUGUCCAUGUUACUACCUUGAUUUGUAUAUGUAUGUUUAUAAAAUUAUAA
This is a messenger RNA of Lucilia sericata (common green bottle fly), 881 nucleotides long. RefSeq lists its product as uncharacterized. Bases 39 to 488 code for a protein of 149 amino acids. The transcript has a single exon. The record is from RefSeq and is a predicted model, not a curated record. Lineage: Eukaryota; Metazoa; Arthropoda; Insecta; Diptera; Calliphoridae.